Messenger RNA from Gigantopelta aegis, 2321 nucleotides. RefSeq names its product breast cancer metastasis-suppressor 1-like protein. Gene Ontology annotation, molecular function: histone deacetylase binding. The record is from RefSeq and is a predicted model, not a curated record. The transcript has 9 exons. NCBI's taxonomy places the organism in Eukaryota, Metazoa, Mollusca, Gastropoda, Neomphalida, Peltospiridae. Gene Ontology annotation, biological process: negative regulation of transcription by RNA polymerase II. Gene Ontology annotation, cellular component: Sin3-type complex. Bases 97 to 885 code for a protein of 262 amino acids.
UUUAAUCCAAAGAUGUGUUGACAAUUUCGCUACUGUACAUUCAUUCGAAAUCUUUAUCUUUUUCAUAUGUAUGAGACAUUUUAAUUUCAUAUUUCAAUGUCUAACGACAAGACACCAGCAAUGCCGGAGAAUGAGUUAACGGAAGAGGAAGACAUGGAGCACGAAACUCCAGACAGCGACAAAAGUUCCGACGAUGAGACCGGCACGGCAUCAUCAGAUGACGCCGAAUCUUCAUCAGAAAUUGAUGAAGAAGAAUGCCAGAAUCGGAAAAUGGAAUGCUUAGACGACAUGUAUGAACUGGAACGACAGUUCAGUGAGCUGAAGGAGCAUUUGUAUGCUGAACGUGUGUGUCAAAUGGAAGCGAAGUUGAAGGAGGUCAUUGCUGGGAAGGCUUCAGAAUACUUAAAUCCACUCGCACAACUACAGGAAAAUAUGAGGACACGUACAGAAGUUUCAGGUAUCUUGAAAGACUUACGAAUUGCCUGCAUCAAGAACAGAUUUGAAAGUGAAGAACUGGGUUCUUAUCAGCAUAUGGAGAGUGAAAAGCUUUUGUUGUAUGAUAGUGUGAAACAGGAACUUGAAGAAAAGAUUCGAAGGUUGGAGGAAGACAGACAUAACAUUGACAUAUCUUCAGAUUUGUGGAAUGAAUCUCAAACCCAAAAGAAAAAGAAGAAAAGUACUGAUCCAUUUAGCACAGACCGAAGACGGAAACCUGUUACUAUUGCAGGACCAUAUGUUAUAUAUAUGCUGAAGGAAAUUGAUAUCAUUGAAGACUGGACGGACAUUAAGAAGGCUUUGAAACAACAGGCACAAAGAAGAAAGUCGGAAUGUAAGUGCAUUGUGACACAACAAAAGCUUGCAAACAUAAACACUUUUGCAAGAUGAAAAGAAAACUAAGUUAGUUACAAGCAAACAAACAGUCACCCUUGAUAACCAUAUCGUCAACCAGUACAAGCAGUGGUCAAAGAUUGGUAGAUUUUUACAGUGUUCUGUGAUAGAUCAAUCUUAAUGUCACCAAUGACAAAAAAUGUUGGUGAUCCGACAUUUCUUAACAUACAUUCAUUUCAAUCGAAGAUGAAGCUAAAUCAUGGACUAAAUGCAUAAUCAGCACAUUGUGACUGUUGACGUUAUGCUAAUGUUGAACACAGAAAACUGUUACAGUGUUAUUCCAAUGACCACAUGACACCUUUUAAGGAUUUCUGUUGAUCAGUCAUCCAAUCAGCUGAUCUUUGCAUCCACUGAAUGUUCUUGAAGCACGUUGCUCAAGUUCCAGGCAUCAAAAUAAGUCGAGAAUGGUUGUUCAGCGUAACAGGAGAUUACCACGUCAAGAAAUGCCUCCUAGAUUUUGUUAUCAGUACAAUGAAAACUGAUAAGAAUCAGAAUAACAAAGUAUUGGCAUGUUUGUGAAGGAAUGACAAUGGGGAUUGUAAACUUCAUAAAUGUGUCAUAACCUAGAUGUUACCAGACUCGUAAUUUAAGGUAACCUGUACAUGGGUUACUGGGAACUAUGCUUAAUUCAGUGCCUGACAAUGUGCACUUAGCAAACAUAUCGAGUUUGUCUUCUCACUCCCAGCUUAUCACAUAUUUCUCUCAUACCAGGUCAUCUGAGAAACUACUGUAUGGUGUUCAUCUGUUUAUAACUAUCCAGAGAUCUGGCCUGUGAUAGACAUGCCCAAAACCGUAGUGGUAUAGGGGCAUGUUAAAGGUACUCUCUCUCUCUUCCGACGCCAUAUAAUCGUAAAUAAAAUGUGUUGAGUAUGUUGUUAAAUAAAACAUUUCCUUCCUUCCUCUCUCUAUUUCUGUUUAUAACAACCAAGUGGAGCAUUCAACCAAUAGUGACGUCAUCCUUUACAUUUCAAUGUGACUAUCAGGGAAGAAUCUAGCAAUACAGAUUGGUUGAUAAUGUCUACAUAUGCAGUGUAUUGCUAUUUACAUUGGUUGUUAGUUUCAUAUAGCGCACAUUUCUGUUUUUCGUUAUCAAGUGAAAUAUUUGUACCAUUCUCUUCAUCAGAUAUUUUAUGGUAAAACUUUACAGUUAUGUCUACAUUAUUGAAGAAUGUUGUAAUACAACAUUAAGCAUUAGCUGUUGGUAUACGUAUUAUAUAGUAUUGUUUACAAUCAUUACUUAUGGUGUCAUGGAGGAAUUCAUGAUAUAUUUGAUGAUGUACCGUUUUUCUUGUGUAACAAAGAAUUCGAGACAUGUACAUCAAAGUGCUAAUUGUGGUAUGGGAUGCUACCAAAUAUUUAAAAAUAUCUCUGGAUGGACAAUUUCAAAUCCUGUUUUUCUAAUAAAAUUUCAGAUACUAUUGGUAAAACCAAAA